AUGGCUGGUGGUCGUGGUCGUGGUGGUCGUCGUGGGCAGGUUCCGAAUGAGGAAGCUCCGCACCGUGAUCGUAGCGUUCAGGACGUGAUGAUUGAAGAUUUGCAGAGGCAAGUUGCAGAAUUAACCCAGCGCCUUGCGGUGCAGGAAUUCGGCAAUCGUGAGAUGGAGAACUCCGAUUCCGAUUCCACCUUCGACAACCCGUAUCACAAUCCCGUUCCAAACCAGGACCACCGUGGUCGGGAACGUCAUCAUGGAGCCCUCGGUUUCAAGGUAGACCUGCCCGAGUUUUCUGGCACGUUACAAGCCGAAGGUUUCGUCGAUUGGUUGAAUGAGAUAGAGCGGAUUUUUGAGUAUAAGGAAGUCCCUGAUCGCGACAAAGUGAAACUGGUCGCCAUCAAAUUAAAGGGUCGAGCAUCUGCGUGGUGGGAGCAGUUGAAGCGGUCCAGAGAGAGGCAAGGCAAAGCCAAGAUCACCGAUUGGGAGAAGAUGAAGAUCAAGAUGAAGAGUCACUUCCUCCCGUUCGGCUACACUCAAACCCUGUUUCAGCGACUUCACUCGUUGAGGCAAGGCAUGAGAUCGGUGGAUGAUUACACCGAGGAGUUCUAUCAGCUGAUCGCGCGGAAUGAUUUAUCUGAGACAGAAGAGCAGAUGGUGGCGCGGUAUUUGGGAGGAUUACGACAGCCCCUACAAGAUGCCUUCAGCCUACACUCGUUGUGGACUGUUUCGGAGGCCUAUCAGCGUGCACUUGUUGCAGAGAAGCAGCAGAACAAGCGGCCUGUGGGGCAUAGAGCAAGUGAAUGCAGGAAACCUGCCAGCCAGAAGGGCAAAAACCUCAUGCUUGAGGAAGACAUGGUAGAUUACACGUAUGAGGAGACUGGAGAUCCAGUGUAUGACGAAGAUGUGGAUGAAGAGGUGCUGUAUGGAGACUGCCAAGAAACUCUCGUCAUUCGUAAGAGUCUGCUGACUCCCAAGGGGGACUCUAGAGAUGAUUGGUUGAGAACCAAUAUUUUCCAUACCACUUGCACGGUGGCCGACAAGGUAUGUAAGAUGAUCAUUGAUAGUGGCAGUUGCGAGAACGUAGUGUCUGAUGAGGCUGUCCAGAAAUUGCAAUUGAAGACCGAACAUCAUCCUAAGCCAUACAAGCUGUCGUGGCUCAGCAAAGGAAGUGAGGUAAAAGUAGAUAGACGAUGCCUAGUAUCUUUUUCUGUAGGCAAGAAGUAUUUUGACAAUGCUUGGUGUGAUGUAGUAGCUAUGGACGCUUGUCAUAUACUAUUAGGCAGGCCUUGGCAGUACGAUCGCAGUGUGGUACAUGAUGGCAGGAAGAAUACUUAUUCCCUUAGCAUCAAAGGGAAGAAGAUUGUGUUAGCACCUCGUCGGGAUGGAGCCAAUCCUACCCAGGUAGCCGAUAAUACUAACCUGCUUUCUUUGUCCAGAUUCUUAGUCGAAAUUGAGCGUGAAGACAGAAUUUUUGCGUUACUGCCUUGUGGGAAUAGUGCAGUAGACGAAGCGCCAGAAUUGCUGCCAGAAGUGCAGCGGAUGCUUUCAGAAUUUUCUGACCUCAUGCCAAAAGAUUUUCCCCCCGGACUACCACCGAUACGAGACAUCCAACAUCAGAUUGACCUGAUUCCUGGAUCGAUUUUGCCGAAUAGGCUAGCCUAUCGCCUCAGUCCCAAGGAAGCGGAAGAGUUGCAACGGCAAGUGGUGGAGUUGCUGGAGCGGGGCUACAUCCGUGAGAGUAUGAGUCCAUGUGUCGUUCCUGCCCUGUUGGUACCAAAGAAAGAUGGUUCAUGGCCCAUGUGCGUUGAUAGCAGAGCCAUCAACCGGAUCACCGUAAAAUACCGGUUCCCAAUUCCUCGCUUGGAUGAUAUGUUGGAUCAGUUAGCCGGUUCUCGGGUCUUCUCCAAAAUUGAUCUUAAAAGCGGCUACCACCAGAUCAGAAUAAGGCCUGGAGAUGAGUGA
Molecule: messenger RNA, 1959 nt
Organism: Alnus glutinosa
Lineage: Eukaryota; Viridiplantae; Streptophyta; Magnoliopsida; Fagales; Betulaceae
Exons: 2
Coding region: 1-1959 (652 amino acids)
Source: RefSeq, a predicted model, not a curated record